Molecule: messenger RNA, 960 nt
Organism: Hippopotamus amphibius kiboko
Lineage: Eukaryota; Metazoa; Chordata; Mammalia; Artiodactyla; Hippopotamidae
Product: olfactory receptor 1L4-like
Exons: 2
Coding region: 1-960 (319 amino acids)
Biological process (GO): G protein-coupled receptor signaling pathway
Cellular component (GO): membrane
Molecular function (GO): G protein-coupled receptor activity; olfactory receptor activity
Source: RefSeq, a predicted model, not a curated record
AUGAUGAGGGGAAACCAGAGCCGUAUGACUGAAUUCCUCCUUCUGGGACUGACCAGUGAUCCUAAACAUCAGUUGUGGCUCUUUGCCAGCUUCCUGGCCAUGUAUCUGGUCAACGUGGCUGGCAACUCGGUCAUCAUUGCAGCCAUCCGGGGGGAUGCCCGCCUCCACACUCCCAUGUACUUCUUCCUCUCCAGCCUGUCCCUGGUGGACAUCUGCUUUACAACUGUCAUCGUGCCACGGAUGUUACUGAACAUGCUGACUCAGAGAAAGACCAUCCUCUUUGCCCACUGCCUUGCCCAGAUGUAUUUCUUUGUGGCCUUUGGGAUCACCGACAGCUUCCUGCUGGCUGCCAUGGCCAUUGACCGCUACGUGGCCAUCUGCAACCCACUGCAUUACACCACAACCAUGAACUCCAGGCGCUGCCUCCUGCUCGUGACAGCAUCCUGGGUGGUGUCCCACCUCCACUCGCUCACCCACACCAUCCUCAUGGCCCGCCUCUCCUUCUGUGGGCCCAACGUCAUCCACCACUUCUUUUGUGACGUGCAGCCGCUGCUCAUGCUCUCCUGCUCUGACACCUCUGUCAAUGAGCUCCUGGCCUUCACGGAGGGCUCCUUUGUGAUCAUGAGCCCCUUCAUCUUCAUCGUUGUCUCUUACAUCUACAUCACCCGCGCCGUACUGAGGGCCCCUUCCGGGAGAGGCAGGUACAAGGUCUUCUCCACCUGUGGGUCCCACCUCACGGUUGUGGCACUAUUCUAUGGGACCAUAAUAUCCGUGUAUAUCCGCCCCUCGUCCACCUACUCAGUAAUGAAAGAUCGUGUGAUCACUGUCAUCUAUACAGUAGUUACCCCCAUGUUGAACCCUUUUAUCUACAGCCUUAGGAACAAGGACGUGAAGCAGGCCUUGAAAAAGCUGACACAGCAACGAAGACCCAAAACAGCCCCCACUGCAAAGAAAAGCUAA